Culicoides brevitarsis is the source of this 1921-nucleotide messenger RNA. RefSeq names its product inositol polyphosphate 1-phosphatase (gene Ipp). The record is from RefSeq and is a predicted model, not a curated record. Bases 227 to 1324 code for a protein of 365 amino acids. The transcript has a single exon. Lineage: Eukaryota; Metazoa; Arthropoda; Insecta; Diptera; Ceratopogonidae. Gene Ontology annotation, molecular function: inositol-1,4-bisphosphate 1-phosphatase activity.
CAAGAGGUGAAUUUCCACGGAAAAAUAGUUGCUCGGAAAAUAUGUGAAGAUUCGGAAAAGUGAAGAGUUCUUGUCAGUACUUACGAUAAUUAGGUGUCAAAUUGCGUGCAAGAGCAAGCGGAACAUGAAAAUAUAGUGCAAUCGUCGAGAGUUUCGUGUUUUACUGCUUCUGAAGUGUUCAGAAAAAAUUGAAAGAAAAAAAAAAGUUAAAAUUAACGAAAAAAAAAUGAGUGCAAAAACAUUCCUCAAGUUACUUCUAAAUGUCAGCGAAAAGGCAGCAAAUAUCGCGCGAAUUAUUCGCAAAGACCCGAAUCUCCUGCAACUGCUAACGGAGGAAAAAACAGAAGAAGAAGGCAAUCCUCGUUUCGCGCACGACUUCAAAACUCUCGCUGACGUCUUAAUUCAGGAGAUGAUUCGCAAGGAAGUCGGUGACGCAUUUCCCACCCUCCGUGGCAGCAUCAAAGGCGAAGAAGAUUCAACUCUAACGAAUGCCUCGGGCGAAAAAAUCACCGUGCAAGUGUUUGACGACGUCGAAAGUACGCGACUUUGCCUCGAGCAGGUGAUGGGAAGUAGUGCAGCUGCCGCCGUUCUCGCUGACGAGGUCCAUCGAACGGAUGUCGAUGCGAAUCCGGAUGCGGAGGACAUCGAGGCACUCGCCAAUGUCGACUUGGAUCUCGAUAACUUGGGUAUGUGGGUCGAUCCGAUCGACGGAACUGUCGAAUAUGUCAAGGCGGUGCACAAGGAUAGUCGAUUCGAUAAUAUUCCAUCGAACGGAUUGAAAUGUGUGACGAUUCUGAUUGGGGUUUAUGACACAACGACAGGCAUUCCUGUGAUGGGAGUCGUAAAUCAGCCCUUUAAUGAGCUCCUGGAUGACGGCACGUUCAAAGGAAAGCAUUUUUGGGGCGUCUCGAUGGGAGAUGUGAACGUCACGAAUGUCGGGGCGAUCGAAAAUUCGCGUACGAAUAAAAUUGCCGUCUUAUCAUCGUCGGAACAAACGAAAUUCACAAAGUUUCUGAAGCAACGCUUAAAGUACGACAUCGUCUACAGCUCCGGCGCCGGUCACAAAAUCCUCAAACUGAUAACGCGCGACGCUGAUUUGAACCUUUUGUCGCGAAAUACGACUUUUAAGUACGAUACGUGUGCGCCGCAAGCGAUUCUCAUGGCGAUGGGCGGCAACAUCCUCGAUCUCAAUAGUACAAUUUUCGCCGGCAAGCCCGUGCCCCUCAGCUACGGCAACAGCGAGCCAAAUUGCAACAUCAACGGCAUCCUCGCCUACAGGGAACUCGAUACAAUCAAUUCAAUUAUCUCCCUUUUUAGCAAGUAAACAUUCCACACACACACACACACAGGAUCAACAUGCCAAGCGAAAAAAAAACACUUUUUCCGAAAAUAAAAUGGAUCAUACAUCACAUCAGUUGUCAAGCGAGGCGCGAACAAGUUGUUUCGUUUCGGUCACGCUAUCGCUAAAUUAUUUACUUUUCCACUCUCGCAAUCGAUUGUCCUCGAACCGGAAAGUAACCAGACGUCUCCAUUUGCAAGCAACGUGACUACUUGACAAGAAAAGUAGCAAUAAUUACCCACAUUAAGCCAUAUCUAGCCCGUAAAAAAAAAAUCGAGAAAAUUAUUACCAAUAGCCAAAAACGUACAUGAAUAAUUUAAUGGCGAAAUCAGUGUUUUCACGUAAGUAAUCAAGAGAAAAAAAUCAGUAGAUGCACACCAACUACCACAAUCAGCAACAGAGUCGUAAAUUAUAGAGAAAAUGUGUGAUUGAUGUGACAAAGCAAACAAUAUGUUUAAAGAAUAUUUGUGUUAUAUUAAUAUAUAAUUGUAUCAAGAUUGUCGGUAAUGAGCAUCAAGGGUGUUCACAAUAUGUCUUCUUUUACGUUUUUUUUUUGUUUCUCUGUUUUAGGCAACUUUUUUA